Messenger RNA from Adineta ricciae, 786 nucleotides. The record is from the annotation of a GenBank genome assembly. NCBI's taxonomy places the organism in Eukaryota, Metazoa, Rotifera, Eurotatoria, Adinetida, Adinetidae.
AUGUCGACGAGUACAAUACCAAACGAACAGGAACUGGUAAUUGAUUACAAUCAUGAUAAUUUAUAUGGAGAUAAUACAAAAAUCAGUUAUAUGCAUCUCGAAAAAGGUCUUCUUCUCUUCGUGUAUUUACACGAAACAAGUUCUAUUCUAAAGACCAACGCUCGCAUUUACAAAAAACUAUGGACUGGUCAGAUAUGUUAUCAUUCUAUUGUUCCAAACAACUUUCACGAUUCAUAUUUCUGUUCAUUUGAUCACUCUGAAGCGUAUAAACAACCGAAUCUAUGUAGAAAUUGGUAUACGCGUAGUUGUACUCAGCUGUCGUGUGAAAAUCAGCACUAUUUCAUACCAACUAAGGCGAAACGUUACAUGAACAAUGAAACAGACUUAGCUGUGUGGGAUCUGAUGCGUUUCAUUCGUCAAUUCUUUCGUCAUUUUAAGCAAUCAGUCAUAGACAAGGAAGAUCUUGAGAUUUUAUACCGUGAAAUCAUUUUGAUUAUGGUCUGUCUCAUCAAUUGUGCAUAUCAAAACAUCGAUCAUCUAGCUUUGUUUCUACCUCAGCCAAUAGUCAAUCAAAUGAAUCGAAGUUUUCAACAGGAACUCUUAGAAGAUAGUACAUGUCAUAUACCUAAGAUAUUCUUGACGCCAGAGAACAUCAAGUUUAAUAGUAAAUGGUAUACUCAAUUAACACGUCGAGUUGGUGUUAACUUUUAUAAAAUAUCACCUGAACUUAUCAAGUAUCUGUCCCGUUGUUUGAAUAAGUACCAUACUGAACGAUUUGAACGUUAA